Oryzias melastigma (Indian medaka) is the source of this 2907-nucleotide messenger RNA. It is a transcript of the gene ptdss1a, whose product is annotated as phosphatidylserine synthase 1a. The transcript is spliced from 13 exons. Gene Ontology annotation, molecular function: L-serine-phosphatidylethanolamine phosphatidyltransferase activity. Gene Ontology annotation, biological process: phosphatidylserine biosynthetic process. Bases 232 to 1638 code for a protein of 468 amino acids. The record is from RefSeq and is a predicted model, not a curated record. Lineage: Eukaryota; Metazoa; Chordata; Actinopteri; Beloniformes; Adrianichthyidae.
CACAUGAUGUUUAAACUCUUCCGCUUUGUGACACUCCCAGUCAAGAAGCCAAUCAAAAUCAAACGGAGUAUCUUCCUCUCUUUUUUUAAAACUCUCAUCUUCUCAGUUUACGCUCGUUGUAAUCAGUUAUGUAACUUUUAAAAAAUCAACUAGUGCCGUUUGCCGUCGCUUUCUCGCUGAUGGACCGCCGCGCGCUUCUUUGAGGAGCGGCUGCUGUGCGUCCCGCCGGCUAUGGCGUCCGUGUAUAGCGGAUCCCACACCUUGAGCAAGGAUGAUGUGAACUAUCGAAUGCAUUUCCGAAUGAUAAACGAGCAGCAGGUCGAGGACAUCACGAUAGAGUUCUUCUACAAACCCCACACGAUAACGCUGCUAACAUGCACGGUGCUCAGUUUGAUGUACUUCGCGUUUACAAGAGACGAUGGAAAUGCUGACAGUAAUGUGUGGGUGGGGCUCAUCCUGGUCAUCUCCUUCUUUCUUGUCAUCAGUGUUUUGGCAUUUCCGAAUGGUCCAUUUACUCGACCUCACCCAGCCAUUUGGAGGAUUGUGUUUGGUCUGAGUGUGUUGUACUUCCUGUUCUUGGUUUUCAUCAUCUUCCUCAAUUGGCAACAAGUGAAACAGCUCAUGUACUGGUUAGAUCCAAACCUGCGGUAUGCCAAGAGAGAAGCAGAUAUUAUGGAAUAUGCUGUGAACUGUCAUGUCAUCACCUGGGAGAGAAUCCUGAGCCAUUUUGACAUUUUUGCAUUCAGUCAUUUUUGGGGCUGGGGUAUGAAGGCUCUUCUUAUUCGGAGCUAUGGCCUGUGCUGGACCAUCAGUAUUACCUGGGAGCUCACAGAGCUGUUCUUCAUGCAUCUGCUGCCAAACUUCGCUGAAUGCUGGUGGGACCAAGUCAUUUUGGAUAUCCUGCUAUGUAAUGGAGGGGGGAUCUGGCUCGGUAUGACUGUGUGCCGCUUUUUGGAGAUGAGGACGUACCACUGGGCCAGUAUCAAAGACAUCCACACCACCACAGGGAAAAUCAAACGUGCAGUGCUGCAGUUUACUCCUGCAAGCUGGACCUACGUACGCUGGCUCGAUCCAAAGUCUUCCCUGCAGCGAGUGACAGGCGUCUAUUUAUUCAUGAUCAUCUGGCAGCUAACAGAGCUGAACACAUUCUUCCUCAAACACAUCUUCGUUUUUCCUGCAAGUCACGCUCUUAGCUGGUGCCGAAUCCUUUUCAUUGGCAUCAUCACAGCUCCAACAGUGAGGCAGUAUUAUGCAUACCUCACUGACACGCAGUGUAAGAGGGUUGGGACGCAAUGCUGGGUCUUUGGGGCCAUAGCGUUUCUGGAGGCGUUGGCAUGCAUUAAGUUCGGACAGGACUUAUUCUCCAAAACCCAGAUCCUGUAUGUGGUCCUUUGGCUGUUGUGUUUGGCCUUCAUUACAUUCCUGUGUCUGUAUGGAAUGGUGUGGUAUGCAGAAACAUAUGGUCCGAGAGAAAAGAGCCUCUCUGAAUGUGAGGACAGUAAUUACACAGAGUCUCCUGAGCAUGUGUCAGAAGAAUUUAAAGGAAAACUAGACGUGGAUGGUGACAGUCCUACACUUAGGAGAAGAGGAACAGGCUCGGGGAAGUCCAAAUCGAUCAAUGGCUUCGACAGCCAAUAGUGAUUGAGGACAAAGUUUGCUGUCAAAUGACUCUGGAAAUGGGGUAAAGAUUAUACAGGUGUAAUGGAAGUCCAAAAAAAGAAAAAAAAAACAAAUACGACCCCACCGGCCAUUGAAGAGUGGCCCCAGCAGAGAACAAGUGAACGAGCAGAUCCAUGUAGUGUUAUCAGGAGUGAACAGCGGCUUAGGCUAACGCAGAUGGGGUUUGCCCUGACGCCAACAAGGUCCUCAACCAACUAAUUCCAGGUUUCUUUGAUUGACCGUAACUAUGUAGGAGUGAAGGAAUAAAAACUGCCUAUUCUAGAUGUGACUGCAUGCUCUUUGUAGCUGAUAUUACACUUUCAAUAUGGUAAAUGUUAAAAAAACUGUACAUCUAUCUGACUGGUGGACACCAGCUUUAACUACGGUAUGUUCGGUUCUGCACAUUUCACUGUUAAAAAGCCAUGAUUGUGAAAUAAUCACUUUGAGUUCGACAGAAGUCCUUUUUGUUUUUUUAUUUACAAACAUUUGUCACUGAUUAUCUGUGUAAUAGUUGUUCCUGUUUUUAACUUGAAUAUGGGAAGGAUUGAAAUUCAAGACUUUGCUGUCAGGAUCAUCAGUGGAGAUUUGUUUUAAACACAUAAUGAUGCAAAGCACAGUUGAAGCACUUUGCAGAAUGUUUCCUUUAAAACUGUAUUGAUUUGUAAUGUUUCAGUAUUUUUGUGGGCCAUUGUGAUUUUGAGUGACCUCCCUGUGUCAACCAACCCUUUUGUGGCUGCUAUCAUUUUUAUUUUUUACAUUUUACUGUACUGACAAAAGAGGGCAAUUAUCCACAUUAUUGCAUGUGUUGUCGACUUUUUUCCUGUUGGUGUGUUAAUGACACUUUUAAUAUACAACUGCAUGACUGAUUCGAAUCAACCGGUUUGGUCCAAACAUGUUACAAAGUCGCACGCCACACAUUGCUCGUCUUUUGUUUUUAUUUCACCCCUUGUGCCUGUUGUUGCAUAGAAAUUCAUUUGUGUGUGUGUUUUAUCAUUUGUGUGUGCUUUGUUGAAAGUUUAACAUUCAGUAUCAUCUCCACACUAACACGGCCCUCGUGAUUUUUGACAAUCCAGACGGUGACUGAAGAACCGGGCUCGUGUUUGACUGCAGGCAUUAUAAAGGGUACACACACUGUUUGUGGAGUUGGAUUUCAUGUCAUUUGCCAAAAAAGAAACAAAAUCAGAAAAAGAUUAUUGCUGUUGUGUCAACUGUGAAUUAAGGCAGCCCAUUAAAAAGUUUUACAUCUCC